Molecule: messenger RNA, 4164 nt
Organism: Tachysurus vachellii
Lineage: Eukaryota; Metazoa; Chordata; Actinopteri; Siluriformes; Bagridae
Gene: rimbp2a
Product: RIMS binding protein 2a
Exons: 23
Coding region: 436-4086 (1216 amino acids)
Biological process (GO): neuromuscular synaptic transmission
Molecular function (GO): protein binding
Source: RefSeq, a predicted model, not a curated record
UUGGAGCUGAAACACGAGGUCCUGCCUCUUCACCUGUCCAGUGGGAACCGAUUUCACCUUUUGGAGGAGACAAACCGAACCUUGAAGCUUGAGGUGGCAACACUGAGGCAGCAGAAGCAGCUCUACAAAUCACUAGAAACAGAAGUGAGUGAGAGGAGGAAGAGAUGUCAGCUUCUUGAGAGAGAGGUGAAGAACAAGAUCUCAGCAUGCCAGAGUUUAAAGCAUGAGCUCCAGCGGGCAAAACAAGAGAGGAAACGCCUCAAUAUCCAGCUGUUCAGUCACAGCCUGAAGGCGGAGCAGUACGAGGAGGUAAAGUCAGACUAUGAGAAGCUCAGAGCGACGUUGGCGAGUGUAAGCGAGCAGAGGGACACGGCAAGACGGGAAAAAGAUGAGCUCCGAGGCAAACUGGAGAAUCUUGAGCAGGCCCUAAAGCGCAUGUGCGAGGCUGCAGAAGCGAGGCAGCAGCUGGAGGCAGAGCAUGAACAGGCCCUGGAGAACCUCAGCUCCACACAGCAGGAGAUCCAGCUUCUGCAAAAGGCUCAAGCUGAGGCUGAUAAAGAGCAUGAAGAAAAGGUCCAUCUGCUAAAGGUCAAAGUUGAGGACCUGGAACAGAAAUGCCAGAUUCAGAGUGACAAGUGUAACAUUCUGUCCAAAGAGCUGGAGAAAUUUCACUUGGGUUUGCAAACCGAUCGUGAGCACCGGCCAGAAAUCACCACGUCAAGGAGAGCAAUCUGUAACCUGCUCAACGAGCUGCAGAGUCGCUCUAGGAAAGGUGAUGAGAGUUCUGCAGGUUCUCCGCUAAUCUCUGAGCUCCUCCAGCCACUGCAGGUCUGCAGAGACACGACUGAGACGCCGUUGCACACUGACAUCGCCAUAACAGCGAGACCUCAAUCACUGAGCACCUCAGAGAUGGGGGAUGAGGUGAGUCCUGCUCCAAGGUCCAAGGCAAGAUACACAGGACAGGUUCGUCUCUGCACAGCCCGCUACAGUUACAAUCCGUACGAUGGACCAAAUGAGCAUCCUGAGGCUGAGCUGCCUCUUGUUGCUGGGAAAUAUCUCUAUGUGUAUGGGGACAUGGACGAUGAUGGAUUCUAUGAAGGAGAGCUGCUGGAUGGCCAGCGAGGCCUGGUUCCUUCUAACUUUGUGGAGUUUGUCCAGGACAAGGAAAAGCCAUCGGUGGAUGGAGCAGAGGAUCUGGGUCAGCUGGAGCAUGGCUCUUUAAGCCUGACAGCAAUAGAUGGAGGCAUAUCCCUGGACAGUUUAAGCAUCAACUCUCUCGGGCCCUGCAGCAAUGGGACUGGCACUCUGGAUGCUGACGAGAUCGCUGAUGACAUUGUGCCUUACCCGAGAAAAAUCAAUUUAAUUAAACAGCUGGCAAGGAGUGUAAUCGUUGCUUGGGAGCAACCUCUAGUGCCCCUUGGUUGGGGCAACAUUAAUGGCUACAAUGUUUUAGUGGAUGGGGAGGUGCGUGGCACUGUGCCAUUCAGUGGCAGGAGCAAACUUCUGGUGGAGAAGCUGGAUCUGGCUGCCUGCACAUACCGUGUGUCAGUGCAGAGCGUGACGGACCGAGGCCUGUCAGAUGAGCUCCGCUGCACCAUGCUAGUGGGACGGAAUGUCACGGUGGCCCCGACAGGCCUGCGCUUGGACGACAUCAUGCGUGACUCAGCAGAGCUCUCCUGGCUCCCCAGCAACAGCAACUACUCACAUACUGUGUUUUUGGAUGGAGUUGAGUAUGCCAUAGUAAAGCCAUGCUGUUACAGACUGCGGUUUAGCAACCUCAAAGCCACCACAGUGUACAAGGUGAGGGUGGCAGCCAAACCACACCAGGUGCCCUGGCACAUGCCACUGGAACAACGAGAGAAAAAGGAGGCCGGGGUCGAGUUCUGCACACAGGCUGCAGGCCCUCCUCUGCCACCCAGGGACGUGCAUGUUCAGUGUGGACAGGCUCCAGGGAUUCUACAGGUCCACUGGAAGCCUCCAUUGUUGACGCCUAUGGGGACUUCCAAUGGUGCCAACGUCAUUGGCUAUGCAGUGUGCACCAAGGGCCAGAGGAUUGCUGAAGUAUUGUACCCACUGGCUGACUUUGCAACAGUGGAUCUGAAUUGUAUUCAGUGUUUGGAAGCCCGUGAGGUUGUGGUCAGGACUUUAUCAGCACAAGGAGAAAGUCAGGAUUCGCAUGUCGCCGCCAUUCCUAGUAACCUGCUCGUGCCUCCACCCCAAACCCACCUGCCUCCUCACCACAUGCAGUCUUCUCUACCACACCAAGUGCCCCAGCCCCUGACUCCUCGCCCUGCCCUCCCACCUCCAAUGCAGCCGCUGCCCCCUCAUGCUGGCCAUGAUACAAUUUCCCAUCUUCAAACACUUCCCAUUUGUCCAAAUCAGCCAGUUUCUCAUCUUCAGCCCCAUCCUGUACCCCAUUCUACUCAGCCAUCUCCUCCUCAUCUGCAGGCUCUACCUGCUCACCCCUUUCCCCAGCCCCAGCCAAACAUCCCAAUACCUCAACCCACAAUCCCUAUACCUCAACCCACCAUCCCAAUGCCUCAACCACACAUUCCCCAGCUGUCCCUUCCACAGCCACAGAGACCACCAAGUGCCAGAGAACUGGAAACCAAAGAGCAGGUACCAGGCAUGCUUCAUCCUGCUGGGGGUCCUGCACAGCCAUGGGAGUCUGUGUGUUCUCCAUCUGGCCUUCCCCCAGCUCUGCCACAUGGACACACUCUCGAGGCACCGCCAUGCCCUAACCGCCGCUCACCUUCUCCUCAGAGAAUCCUCCCGCAGCCCAGAGGCACGCUCAUACCGGAUACAAUGGCCAAAGCCAUCGCCCGUGAAGCUGCCCAAAGAGUGGCAGUAGAAAGUGGCCGGAUGGAGAGGCGAAGUCAGGGCUUUCACUCUCAGAACUCAGAUGAGGAAGAGGAUGAGGAAAGCUAUCAGUCUCGCAGAAGAGGAGCAUCUGUGGAUGACUUCCUCAGGGGCUCAGAACUGGGCAGGCAGUCCCAGUACAGUCAUAGUGAAGAGUACCAGACAGAAAGCAGCCGAGGUUCAGACCUAUCUGACAUUAUGGAGGAGGAUGAGGAGGAGCUGUACUCUGAAAUGCAACUGGAGGAUGGACGAAGGCGCAGCUCACACAGUGCACUUAAGGGUGGAGGCAACGUUUCAUCGUCAGGAAGGCUGGAUCGGGACCCAAAUCGGAGGCCAGCUCAUAGAGGUCCUCAACCCCAGCAGAGACCCCUCAUGGUCCCCUCUAUUGGAGGUUACAGGGACCGAGGACGACGGUCUCCUCCGUACUAUGAUGAGUCCGAGCCUGAAGACCCCUUCCGUAUCUUUGUAGCAUUGUUCGAAUAUGACCCUCUCUCCAUGUCCCCAAACCCAGAUGCCGCUGAUGAAGAGCUUCCUUUUAAAGAAGGACAGAUCAUCAAGGUGUAUGGGGACAAAGACACUGAUGGGUUUUAUCGGGGAGAGAUCCGUGGCCGGUCUGGCCUCAUUCCCUGUAAUAUGGUGUCAGAGAUACAAGCCGAGGAUGACGAGACUAUGGAUCAGCUCAUGAAGCAGGGCUUUUUACCCCUCAAUACCCCGGUGGAUAGAAUAGAGGACAGUCGAAAACGUGGCCGGCAUCCUGUGGCUACUAGAAGAAUGGUUGCGCUUUAUGACUAUGACCCCAGGGAGAGUUCACCAAAUGCGGAUGUUGAGGCAGAACUAACAUUUUGUGCUGGUGACAUCAUCGCUGUUUUUGGGGAGAUAGAUGAAGACGGUUUCUACUAUGGUGAGAUUAAUGGACAUCGCGGCCUGGUUCCCUCCAACUUUCUAGAAGAAGUGCCUGAUGAUGUGGAGGUCUAUCUCACAGAGACUCCGUCCCACCAUGAGCAGGAAGAGCCAGUGCCAGCACCACGCCCGGAGCCUAAACGGGUUCCAGUGGAAAACACAGUUCCAGCACCUGUCCUGGGAAGACCGGCAUCCCCGAUUGUGCGUCCUCUGCUCCCCGUGGGCUCUGCCCAUCCCCAUAGUCCUGCCAGGGGACCACGAGACAUGAAAAAGAAGAAAGGACUGCUAUCCAAGGGGAAGAAACUGCUUCAGAAGUUCUCAAAGUAAAAACCGAUGCCAUACGCAAUCAAAAAAGGGCAACAUGUUCAUGUUUUCUAGUCUACAGCCAUGUUUCAUAUUUAUGUG